Molecule: messenger RNA, 1202 nt
Organism: Lathyrus oleraceus (garden pea)
Lineage: Eukaryota; Viridiplantae; Streptophyta; Magnoliopsida; Fabales; Fabaceae
Exons: 7
Coding region: 297-1202 (301 amino acids)
Source: RefSeq, a predicted model, not a curated record
CUGAAAAUGUUGUGGUAGGAGAUGAUACUGAAAAUGUUGUGGUAGGAGACGAGACUGAAGAUGUUGUGGUAGAAGAUGGGGCAGAAGAUGUCGUUCGAGUCACUAGUUCUGAGUAUUGGGAUGUAAAUGUUAUUAAUGAGGAGGGUUAUGUUUCAAACACAAGUUUAAGUGUGAAAGACUUGGUUGCAAAAUCAGAGCCUGGUGGAACAUGGAUAAUACUUGAAUGGGAUAAGACUCAUCGUGCAGUAGGACCAGCAGCUGGUUUGUUAGCAGGGUAUUUGGGAAUAAUUAUUAGAAUGUUUAAAGACUUUCCCAUAAUGUUCGAGAGUUGGAGGGAUAUUCCAUUGGAUAGAAAAACAAAGUUUUAUGAUUCAAAGAUAAAGCGCCAUUUUGUUGCUGAUGAUGGGCAUGACAAAGAUUACAUACUUGCUUCUGCUACAAAGAAAUGGAAGGAUGGCCGUUGCCAAUUGUUUCAAAGAUUUUAUAGAUGGGAUCUCACUUUAGAGGAAAAUCUUCAAAAUUAUCCAAAAUGCAAAGGCAUUACGGAAAAUGAUUGGGUUGUUUUUGUUCAAUAUAGGCGGAAAGAAAAAACACAGAGAAUAGCAAAACAAAAUGCCGAGAAUAGAGGAAAAUUGAAGACUCCGCAUACACUUGGAUCUAAGUCGCUUGCAAGGAAGCAACAUGAGUUGGAAUCAAGAGAUGGCCGAUCAUACAGUAGAGGAGAAAUGUAUGUAGUUUCUCAUAAAAAGUCUAAUGGGUCUUUUGUCAAUGAAGAUGCAUACAACAAUAAUGAAAAAUUACAAGCUGCAAUUAAGGAUUCCGUGUCUGAAAAUGAGGCAUUUGAGAAAGUAUUCGGAAAAGAACAUCAUGGAUAUGUUCGUAGCAUGGGACUUGGAGUUGCGCCAUCUCAAAUUAAUAGAUCUACGAGAUCAUCGUCUUCUUUUGAAGAAAAUGAAAAAAUAAAGGAAAUGCAAGAAGAAAUUAAUGCACUUAAAGAAAAGAAUUCAAAAAUUGAUGAAUUGAUGGAGGCAAUCGCAUUCUUAAAGCAAAGGGACAAUGCUAGGAAGGAGGAAAUUGAACUCUUAAUGCAAAUGCAAAAUUCUAGUGAAAGACAUGGAUUGGAAUCACCUGUUGAUGGAAGACGUUCUUCUGAGUCUAGCUACCGAAUUGCAGAUAAUGGAUCAUCAAGAAGGACAAAUUAG